Antechinus flavipes (yellow-footed antechinus) is the source of this 6889-nucleotide messenger RNA. RefSeq names its product syndecan 3 (gene SDC3). Gene Ontology annotation, biological process: cell migration. Gene Ontology annotation, cellular component: membrane; cell surface. Lineage: Eukaryota; Metazoa; Chordata; Mammalia; Dasyuromorphia; Dasyuridae. The transcript has 5 exons. Bases 16 to 1425 code for a protein of 469 amino acids. The record is from RefSeq and is a predicted model, not a curated record.
CCCUAGUCUGCAGCCAUGAAGCCGGGGCCGCCGCACCGAGCAGGGGCCGGGGCCGGGGCCGGGGCCGGGAGCGGGAGCGGGAGCGGGGCCGGGGCUGGGACCGGCACGGGAGCGGGGGCUGGGGCCGGGGCCCGCGGGAUGCUGCUGCCGCCGUUGCUGCUGCUGCUCUUGGCGGGACGCGCCGCCGGGGCUCAGCGAUGGCGCAGUGAAAACUUUGAGAGGCCAGUGGACCUGGAGGGAUCCGGAGAUGAUGACUCCUUCCCAGACGAUGAGCUAGAUGACCAUUAUUCAGGCUCUGGCUCAGGCUACUUUGAGCAGGAGUCUGGGAUUGAAAAGGCUGUGCGGAUAAGUACCAAUGUGGCUGUUGCUCUGUCCACCACACCAGCAGUGCUGCCCACCAGUGCUAUCCAGCCCAUGGGCACCCCCUUUGAGAUGCAGCCGUCAGAGAGCCCCACUCCCAAGCCUGCCACCGCUGUUUUGGCAGUGACCAAGGUGUCAGUAGUGCCCACCGCUGCCGCCACCACUGCCACCGUGGCCACAGCCAUGGAAGCCGUGACUACCGUGGCCCCAGCCGUGGCCACCGAGGCUCCGGCCGUGGCCACCGAGGCCCCCGCCGUGGCCACCGUGCCCGUUGCCACCACCAACAUCGUCCCGACAACCGCUAGCAUCCCUACAUACCCCCCGUCCACUGUCAGUGUGCCAGUUUCUCACACGACGGCCCUCCCUAAGCUCCCGCCUCCUCCCCCAGCCACAGUGGCUGCCACAGUGGCUGCCACAGCCCAGGCCACGGCCCCUGCCACCCUCACCCUCUCUGCAGUGGCUUCUGACCUGGACACAGAGGUGUCUACCCCGAAGCUGGUGGUCACUGCCACACCAAGCACCUUGCCGAAGCCAGAGGCCUCUCAGCCUCCGGGGGUCUUUGAGAAGAGCACCGUAGCUCUGGGAUCUGAUGCCCUCGUGCCCACAGAGGUGCCACAGACCCCUACUCCAGAGGCCCCACUGGCUACAAACCGGGAAGUGGAGGCAGAGGUACCAUUCCCCAGUGGGGACUCGGAGCCCCCAGAGGAGGGGAUCACCCAGCCAGAGCUGGACAAUGAAGUGGUGGCCGUGGGUGAAAAGACCACCACGACUUCAGCAGGAGUAAGGCCCAAGGAUGACCAGUCUGGGCCAGGCUUGUUUGAUAACACCAUUGAUUUGGGCAACUCAGCAGCCCAGCUGCCUCAGAAGAAUAUCCUUGAGAGGAAGGAAGUGCUAGUAGCGGUGAUUGUGGGGGGGGUGGUCGGAGCCCUCUUUGCUGCCUUUCUGGUCACCCUCCUCAUCUACCGCAUGAAGAAAAAGGACGAAGGGAGCUACACCUUGGAGGAGCCGAAGCAAGCCAGCGUCACGUACCAGAAGCCGGACAAACAGGAGGAAUUCUAUGCCUAGAGAGACCUCGGGGCCUCCUCUUGCCUCUUCCCUUCUCUCCCCAUCCUCCUCUCCUCUCCUUCCUCCCUUUUUGCUUACUCCUUGGACAGAACUGUGAGUUUUCUGAAUCCCUGUGCCGCACUGGACCCGAGUUACUGCUGGUGCAGGGGACGUUGUCCAUAGGCCUGUUUCCUGCCUCUGGCACUGGGCAGGACCCUCCCCCUCUACAGAACUUUGAUCCCCACCCUAGACCCCCUUCAUUCACGGAGGGGCUCCGAUCAGCAAUCCUCUCCACUUUUUAGGCCAGAGCCGGGCUCCAAAGUGGCCUCUGGCCAUUCAGGCUGGAGCCCCAGGGACUUUGGGCACAGAUUCCUACUCGUGGGAGAAGUUGAGUGAGACAAAACUUUCUUUGGUUGAUAAAUCGGGGGUGAGACUUGGGAAUCCCUUUCUCCUCUCCCUCGGGCUCUCGAUGGCCUUCUCAUCGGGACCGGGAGCUUUCUCCUGGACUGGCAGCGGGGCACCUUUUGUCAUGGAGCCGUGAACCCUCAGCUUAGGGGUUUUAGGGGCCCAUGGCAGCCAAUGCCAACUCUUAGGCGGCACGUCUUUUGGCCAUGGCACGUGAGCCCUGUGGUCAGUGCUGGAUUGAAGGUAUGGGGAGGAAAAAGAGGAAGAGGGAGAGAGAGUCUGAGUGGAAGAGGGAGAUGGUGGGAGAGGGGAGCGAGCUGGGGAGCCUGCGGGUUCUCCACCCUCCCUUGCCCCUUCCCCCUGCUCCUGGGGCUCUCUCAGACCAAACCUUGAGUUUCCUUCCCUUGCCAGCCAGCAUCAGGGUUAACGAGCAUGUGGCUUUGCCAAGAGUGCCUGAGAGUGGCUGGCUCGAGCCUUCUCCAGAGGAGGGGGACCUUCCCUCUCUCCCUCCCCCAUCUCCCUCGCCGGACGGAGCACAGACUCUGUGGCUCAGGCUGGCGAGGGCCGGGGGAGUGUCUGGGCAGAGUUAUUUUGCUCGAGGCACGACAGCCACCCAAGGGGUAGUGUUUGCCAGACACGACUUCGUCACCAUCAGCCACUUAUAUCACUCACGCGACCCAGCAUGCAGACACUCACCACGAGUCACACACACCAGGCGUCCCCUCAUGUGUCCCACAAAACUCGCCCCCACACUAGUCACUCACAUAGCCCAAGUAUCACCAGCCACGUUCUCACUUGCUGUAGCUGGGGGGGCUCCAUGUAAAAGAAAAGACGAGAAGGGGGCAGUGGGGAAGCCCCAAAGGCCUCCCUACCUUUGCAGAAUAUUUGCUCCUUCCCCGCUUGCCCGCGGGAAGAGCUGGGGUGGAAGAAUCCUCUUACAGGUCCGGCUUUAAGGAUGAUCCUGUGAGUCUGGAAAGGAAGGGGAUGCUCCUGGUGGACCCAGGACCCCGAUGCCCAGGCCCGGCUUCUGUGGUGGAGCUGUAUGUGUGCCUCUGGUCUGCCCGUCCAGACUCCCUCCCUCACGGACUGGGGAUGGUCCCGGGAAGGAAAUGGGGAAGGAAGGACUUUCACUGAAGCUGACUGACUUCUCGGGAAUGGCCGCAGGCCAGUGACUUCCUACAUGAAUCCCAGCUCAUGGGCCUAGGUGUCUACCAACUCUCGGAAGCCACUUAGUGCCUGCCCGGAUAAGAGUCAUGAGCAGCCCCAGCCCUCUGCCCAGACCUAGAAGGACAUUGGCCUGCCCCUUUGGGGAUCCCUGUGGGGAGACUACUGAUCAUCAUCCAAGGCUCCCAGGAGCCAUUUGUGAGGUUCCCAGAGCUUGCGGUUGGUGGAGAUUCUGCCAGUAGUGAGCUCCCCGUCUUGCGGGCUCCAUUCUUCCUGCCCCUGACCUAAGCAUCUCCAUACUUUUGGACCUUGUUUGUAACUCUGGGUGUCGGUACCACGUUCAUAGACAAAGCUGGGCCAUUUAGUUUGUCUUCUGUCUCCUUGAGGAACCCCCCAUCUCUUGGGGGCGCCUGCUGUUGGAGACCUUUGUACCUGGCCCCCGGGCCCGGGGAGCCACCAAUGCUGAAUGGAACAGCAUCCUCACCGUGGACCUCACGCAGGAACCAGUCUGUGCCGAGAUGGACGCCCCUCUCCUUCAGAGGCUUGGAGCCCGUUGCAGGCCGUCUCAAACUUGGGGCCAUUGGGUUUUUGUUGGGGAAGGAGGGACCGAAAGGAGUUCCAGGGAUAGAGUCCUGGUUUUUGGACUGUUCGCUUCCCAUUCCCACCCUGACUGUCGCACUUAAUUCAUUCCCCUUGCUUUGUCAGCUCCUCCCAGCCCAAGGUCAGACAGUCAGGACAUCCCCUCUGUGAAUUGUCAGGUGUGCAGUGGGGGAUGGGGAGAGGCUUAGCAUUUGUGGGGAUGCAAGAGCAAGGAGAAUAGUCCAGACCGAGGUCUGGAUGGAAGCCUGAGUUGCUGGACUAGAUCCCCGGAGGGAGGGGUUGGGAGGGUCUCGAGAUGUCGGUCCCUGCUCCCCAUCUCCUCCUGCAGACGCCUGUCUGUAAGCUCCUUUCAGUUACAUCCAGGGCCUUCUGCCCACUCAGCACAGGGGCUCACCUGAUUUCAUCAGUCUUGUUCCCCCAACCACUCACUUGUACGGGUCCAGAGGAAUGGGGGAAUCAACGAUGGCAGGCCUUGAGGAAGGGACUGGUGUCUUCUCCAGGAUGCUUAGUGGGGCCCUGUCUUCCUCAGGCUUGGAGCUGCCAGAACACAGCUUGGGGGGAAGUCGACCCCCAAUGUUUGAAUAUGGAGGGACAGAGACUAGGGUUGCCUGAAUGCCAGUCAGCCCCUUCUGGGUCCUUUUUACUAAAAGUUCCCAUCACCACUGGCUCCCAAGGCUGAAUUGACAUGUAUAACCUUGUGGCCCAAUGGUUGAGGAAUAGAAAUGGAAAGGGACUCUGGGAAGUAAACCUGAGGUAAUUAAUACUACUUCCAGAAAACUGGUGGGGAGAGUGUGGGAGAGAAUCAAGCUCCAUCAGUGUUCCUUCCCUGGAACCUUCCCCUCCUUUAUCUGAUUACGAAUAUGGUAUGAAUGUCACAGCAGUGUCCUAUUUGAAUGAAUCACCCCAUGUCUUCCCCCCAUUUCUAGUCGGGGGAUUGGCUUGGGAAGGAUCUUUUGAGGGUGGGAGGGGAGAAAUUAUAGGUAACUGGUUGCCAGAAUGAGUUAUGUCUGUUAUUAGGGCAGUUUAGCCAGAGGGAAGUUCAUAUACCCUGAGGCUUCCUCUAGGUGAGGAGAGUUGGGGGGUUAGGGAUUGGAGGAAUCCCCCCCAGGAAUUGGAUGAUUAGCUCUACAGCCUUAGUCCUCUCAAUCCCAGGAAUAACCCUUUCUGAGGAGGCCAAAUUUGCUGACCCACCUCUUCCACUCCUAGGGUGUCCUUGGUAACUAUAGGAAGGGUCCCUAGUGGAGUGUCCAGGAGGAAAGGGAAAGUGGAGGAGAAAGCCAGGCUGGGGAUCCUUGUGGUUAGGAGCUUGGGACCUCUGUGGGUCAGCUGGGGAUGAUUUCAGGGGCUGAGAGAUGCUGAGAGGUUCGGUUGGGAGAGCUACCAGAAAGUAGAAGCAGAUAUUUCCAUCCCUCCUAGACUCAAUGAUUAGAAUGGCAGCUGCUGGAAAAAGCUGCCUUUUGGGGUGUCCCUCUGCAUUUUCUAGAUGGCACCUUUCUGUUUCAGGGCAUCUCAUCCACAAUUUCAGGACACAAAUUCCUCCACUUUCUACAGUCACCCCUUUCUCCUCUCCCCAUUCAUGGGGCAGUGACCCCAGGCUGCUCUCCUUGUAAAUAGGAAUUGAAGAAGCCUGUAUAGAUUUACAAAUAGCAAGAUCGCCAAAAGACCUGGGGACCGAGGAUCUCAGGGUACAUGGCCCACUCUCGAGAGCUUCUGAAAGUUCCAAUCUUUGGCGCUCACCCCAAAGAAGCCUCCUGAGCUGGCGCUAGCAUCGUGGCCCUCCCCCCAAAUAGUGAAUGCAUGUAAAUAUUUUAAACAAACAGGAACUGUGUCUCAUGCAGCGGGACCCCUCUUUGGGGGCUCUCCCUCUACAGAACUACCCCUGGGCCUGGGGUCUUGGAGGGGCAAUUGUCUGUACAUCCAGGUGGAAGAAAGGGGAGAGCAGAAACCCUCCACCCCUACCCUAUCCCCCUCACCCCACUCAACCUGUUUGUUAACUGUUUUUGUCCUGAGUUUAUGGCCAAAACUUUUGAAUAACGAGGGAGAAAGAGACCAAGGGAACCCUUCCCCAUCAUGCAGAGGGGAACUAGUCCAAGCCCUGGGCUCAUGGCCCAAUCCUGUAAUGGUACCAUUAUUAUUAUUUUUUAAUUCUUUCUGUGUUGUGCCCAUUUAUAAGAGAAAAUAAAAUUAAGUCAUUGAAAGGAUGCUCCCUGACUGGGAGUGGGGUGAGCAUCAGAAUCAUUUCUUCAGGCCUUGACCUCAAAUCUCCUUGUCAGCCUAACUGGAAGUCACCUCCAUGUGCCUCAACUCCUCCCCCUAAGGCAACAACACCCAGGGACCACCAGUGCCACCUUUGCUUUUAGAAGAACCUAAGGAGAAAGAAGGGAAAUUAUCUCCUGAGAACCACGAGGUUCCAAAACCAUUUAUUAAGCACCAGUUUAUUACCUGGUAUUCUAACUUUCAGGGAAGGGAAAAGAUUGAAACGUUCCCUUUCCAUGGAUUUUCAUAGUCUACUGGAGGUCUUUGACACUAACUAGAACAUAAAAGGUGCAACAAAGGGAAGUGAGGAAAAGCUCAUGUUCAACAGGUGAGAUCAAGGAAGGCUUCGUGGAAGUGUCAUUAGAACUGAAGGGUGGGCAGAAAAAUCAGGAAACAGAGGCCCAGAGAGAUCACAAAAGGACUUGCCUGAUGGCACAUGGACACAGUGGCAGAGCCAGUAUUUUAAAGCUGGUUCUUUCCACUAAGUAACAUUGCUUCUAUUAUCAAAGGCUGGCCAUCAGACAAAUGAUCUUUUUGGCCGUGGUGACACUCAAAGCAAAAAUCUGAAAGGUCCUGGGUGGCCUCCAUCUUCCUCAGUGAUGGUGGCGAGUGGUGGAGAAUACAGGCAGGAGAUCCUAAGCAUGGCAGCUUUAAAGCUUUUCUGUAAACUAAUGCUUAUGGGUGACCUUUGUUUAAUGACCAAAAACUUGCUACUCUAUUAGAGUAAUCUAUCCAUUGAGAUCCAGAAGCAGUGUGCUGUAAAGGAAAAGAUGCUAAUUUUAGACACAGGCCAGACUUGGAUUCAGAUCCUGGUUCUGACACUAGCUGUGUGACUCUGGGCAAGUCACUUAACUCACUGAGCCUCGCUCUAUAAAGUGGGGAUAAUCGUAUGUGCUGAACGAUACUUUGUAAACCUAAAAGAGCUAUAUAAAUGCAGGUUAUUAAGCAUACUCAUAUUAAUCUUGCUAUAAAUAAAAUAGAUGAUAUAAGAUAGUUACAGUAACUAGUAGAAUGGCUUGUAGGUUCUUGGAGAGCUAAAUAAAGGAAAUGAUUUCACAGA